Messenger RNA from Acinonyx jubatus (cheetah), 5352 nucleotides. RefSeq names its product endothelin converting enzyme 2 (gene ECE2). Gene Ontology annotation, molecular function: S-adenosylmethionine-dependent methyltransferase activity; metalloendopeptidase activity. Gene Ontology annotation, biological process: protein processing. The record is from RefSeq and is a predicted model, not a curated record. The transcript is spliced from 19 exons. Bases 165 to 2462 code for a protein of 765 amino acids. NCBI's taxonomy places the organism in Eukaryota, Metazoa, Chordata, Mammalia, Carnivora, Felidae. Gene Ontology annotation, cellular component: plasma membrane.
GGCAGGCGGGGGCGGCGGCGGCGGCGGCAGCGGCGGAGCGAGGGGCUGCGGCAGAGGCCUUGAUGGCGGGCGGCGGUGAGGGCUGGGGGCCAGGAGCCGAGGCCGAGGCCUGGGCAAGGGCCAGCCGCCGGGAGCCCUAAGGUGCCGCCCGCCCCGACUCCACCAUGAACGUUGCGCUGCAGGAGCUGGGCGGUGGCGGCAACAUGGUGGAGUACAAACGGACCACGCUGCGGGAGGAAGACGCACCUGAGACCCCCGUAGAGGGCGGGGCCUCCCCGGACGCUGUGGAGGUGGGAUUCCAGAAGAGGACAAGAGACCUCUUGGGCUCUCACACCCAACUGGAGCUGGUCUUAGCAGCUGUCUCUCUACUGCUGGGUGCACUGCUUCUGGGCUGCUUCGUGGCCCUGGGGGUCCAGUACCACAGAGACCCAUCCCACAGCACCUGCCUCACAGAGGCUUGCAUUCGAGUGGCUGGAAAAAUCCUGGAGUCUCUGGACCGUAGUGUGAGUCCCUGUGAGGACUUUUACCAGUUUUCCUGUGGAGGCUGGAUUCAGAGAAAUCCCCUGCCCGAUGGGCGUUCUCGCUGGAACACCUUCAACAGCCUCUGGGACCAGAACCAGGCCAUACUGAAACACCUGCUUGAAAACACCACCUUCAACUCAAGCAGCGAAGCGGAGCGGAAGACACAGCGCUUCUACCUAUCCUGUCUGCAGGUGGAGCGCAUUGAGGAGCUGGGAGCCCAGCCGCUGCGAGACCUCAUCGACAAGAUUGGUGGUUGGAACAUCACGGGGUCCUGGGAGCAGGAUAACUUCAUGCAAGUGCUGAAGGCAGUAGCAGGGACCUACAGAGCCACCCCCUUCUUCACUGUCUAUGUCAGUGCCGACUCCAAGAGUUCUAACAGCAAUGUUAUCCAGGUGGACCAGUCUGGGCUCUUUCUCCCCUCUCGAGAUUACUACCUAAACAGGACAGCCAAUGAGAAAGUGCUUACUGCCUACCUGGACUACAUGGAGGAGCUGGGGAUGCUGCUGGGUGGACGGCCAGCCUCUACACGGGAGCAGAUGCGACAGGUGCUGGAGCUGGAGAUUCAACUGGCCAACAUCACAGUACCCCAGGACCAGCGGCGGGAUGAGGAGAAGAUCUAUCAUAAGAUGAGCAUUGCGGAGCUGCAGGCCCUGGCACCCUCCAUGGACUGGCUGGAGUUUCUAUCUUUCUUGCUGUCACCGCUGGAGCUGGGUGACUCUGAGCCCGUGGUGGUGUAUGGAAAGGAUUAUUUGCAGCAGGUGUCAGAGCUCAUCAACCACACAGAGCCAAGUGUCCUGAACAAUUACCUGAUUUGGAACCUGGUGCAGAAGACAACCUCGAGCCUGGACCACCGCUUUGAGUCUGCACAAGAGAAGCUGCUGGAGACCCUCUAUGGCACCAAGAAGUCCUGCACGCCAAGGUGGCAGACCUGUAUCUCCAACACGGAUGACGCACUUGGCUUCGCUUUGGGCUCCCUCUUUGUGAAGGCCACGUUUGACCGGCAAAGCAAGGAAAUUGCUGAGGGGAUGAUCAGCGAGAUCCGGAGUGCCUUCGAGGAGGCCCUGGGGCAGCUGGUUUGGAUGGAUGAGAAAACCCGCCGGGCAGCCAAGGAGAAAGCAGAUGCCAUCUAUGAUAUGAUUGGUUUCCCGGACUUCAUCCUGGAGCCCAAAGAGCUGGAUGAUGUUUAUGACGGGUAUGAAGUCUCUGAAGAUUCCUUUUUCCAGAACAUGUUGAAUUUGUACAAUUUCUCUGCUAAGGUGAUGGCUGACCAGCUCCGCAAGCCUCCCAGCCGGGACCAGUGGAGCAUGACGCCCCAGACGGUGAAUGCCUACUACCUUCCAACCAAGAAUGAGAUCGUCUUCCCCGCUGGCAUCCUGCAGGCCCCCUUCUACACCCGGAACCACCCCAAGGCCCUGAACUUUGGUGGCAUCGGCGUGGUGAUGGGCCAUGAGUUGACACAUGCCUUUGAUGACCAAGGGCGCGAAUAUGACAAGGAAGGGAACCUGCGGCCCUGGUGGCAGAAUGAGUCACUGGCAGCCUUCCGGAAUCACACGGCCUGCAUGGAGGAGCAGUACAGCCAGUACCAGGUCAAUGGGGAGAGGCUCAACGGCCGCCAGACGCUGGGGGAGAACAUCGCUGACAACGGGGGACUUAAGGCUGCCUAUAACGCUUACAAAGCGUGGCUGAGAAAGCACGGGGAGGAGCAGCAGUUGCCGGCUGUGGGGCUCACCAAUCACCAGCUCUUCUUUGUGGGAUUUGCCCAGGUGUGGUGCUCAGUCCGCACACCCGAGAGCUCUCACGAGGGGCUGGUGACCGACCCCCACAGCCCUGCUCGCUUCCGCGUGCUGGGUACUCUCUCCAACUCCCGUGACUUCCUGUGGCACUUCGGCUGCCCUGUCGGCUCUCCCAUGAACCCAGGGCAGCUGUGUGAGGUGUGGUAGACGUGGGACUGGGGAGAAUUGGCUGGCUGUUGCCAGGGCCUGGGGCAGCUCGCCGGGCAAGGAUGUUCGCUCCAGGUUUAGAGAGGUCAAAUGCCAGCUCCUCACCACAGGUGACGUGAGUCCCGGUCCUCCCUCAAACACCACAUUGUGCCUCUGCUUUGGGGGUACCCCUGCCUCCAGCGGAGCCCCCACCAUUCACUGUGACAUCCUUCCAUGUCACCCUGCCUGGAAGAGGCCUGGGUGGGGGGCACCAGUUCCCGCAGGAAGGAGUCUGCCUCUUCUGGUCCUAAGAUCACUUGACUUGGUGGCCUUGGGACCUGCUGUGCCUGCUGUACUCUGACCACACAGGGUCUGGGGUGGUGUGCCUCCCAUGCUUCUCCCAGAGGCUCACUCAGUGUCCACUUGGGAGUGGAUUCAGCUCCUUUCAGCUCCCCCUCAGGGGCUGUCCCCCACCCCAUGUUCCUCAUGCUGCUGCUCCCAAUACUCCUGCCAACCCUCAUUGACAGACCAACUGUACUCAGCUCUUAGUGGAAGCCUGAGGGCCUUUACAAGCCCUCCUGCUGCAUCCUGGUUUCCCUGGGCUCAGGGGAAGUAUGUGUGGUGUGUAUGUAUAGGGGAUGCUGGUUCCUGUGUCUUGGGGCACAAGUCUUAGGGGAUGACUAUCUUCCCUGGCCCAAGCAGAAAAGCAGAUAGAACAGGGAGAGAGAAAGAUAGAGUUUAUUUUUACAGGGGAGAGGGUGGGGAGGGAGGGGUCUUGGCCCUGUAGGACCCUGUGCAAAUAAAUAGACAGACAUCAGUCAGCCUGUCUCUUCCUUCAGUCCUGUUUUCAUUUAUUCAUUUACUCAUUCCACCAACAUUUAUCAAGCACCUUCUAUAUGCUAGGCACUCUUCUAGACACUCAUUUACUCAGUCGCCAGACACAGGGGACGGAAAUAUGAAGCCCCAAGAAGACAGAGAAAGAGAGUCAGGAUGAAAGAAUGGAAUGAAGUUGAGUUUGGCCGGGUGGAGUACUUUCUCUGGUGGUCAUAUCUUCAUCACUGGAAGGAUUUGCCACUGCCCUCCACUGGUGCAUGCAGCCAGGCCUAACACUGAAUCUGGGUAACUACUGGGCCAAGGUCAGCUUGGAAGAUGGGUGGCCCUUACCCUACAGUGGAGGAAAGCCCUGGCCAAGGUAGCAUGCCAUUCCCUGGAGCUCAGAACACUGUCUCUGCUUAUGGCCGAGAAGACAUGCAUUUCUCCAUAGCCUCAGUACUCCUGAGAGUCACUUACCCACCACACACCCCCAUCAAGGCCUACCAAGAGUUAGGCAGAGACUGUGGGUCUGGCUGCCACCCUCCUGAGCAAGGGAGGGGAAAAGGAGCAUUUAUUGAAUACCUCUUGUGUUCCAGGCACCUCUGCUAAGUGCCUCAUUUUUUAUUCAUUCAUUUAUUAAUUUAUGCAUUCAUGGGUUUAUUAUUUUUUUAAAGCACAUUUAUUACCCACGGUGUGCCAGGCAUGGGCGACGCAAAGAUGAAUAAGAUGGUUCCUUCCCUCAGGAGGGAUGGUUGUUCUACUGGUGGUUUCACCUUCAUGAGCUCAUCUGAUCCCCAUAGCAACCAUAUUUUAUAAGUGCUCCAGUUUCCAUUUUACAGAUCUAACCCUCAGUACUUCACUACCGUUAAAGAGGCCUGGAUUGAAAUUGAAGCUUGGAAAGCUGUAGGAGCUUGAGCUUGUUCCCUCUAACCUCCACGAGCCCCAGUUUCUUUGUCUGAAAAAUGAGAACCAGAGCAAGACAGUGGAAAGAAUCAUCACAGUUGCCUUUAAAACUCAGUGCUCUCCAAAGUCUAAACAGAGGUGUGUCUGUUGAGUUUGGAAGGGUAAGUGAAGCUCUGGCAGUGAUUACUGCUGAGGCCCUGAUCCCUGGGUAUUGGCACAUGUGCCUCACAGUCUGUGUCCUGUCCCCAUAAAGAGCUGUAUGUGGGCCCCUGUCAUGUUACUUGGAGGUGCUGCCUGCUCAGAAAGGAAGACGGUGGCCUCAGGAUCUCUAAGACCAAGGGAAAACAUGGCUGAGUCUCUGAAAGCAGGACUCUGGGAGAGACAGCAAAGUGUAUUGGAGAGAAGAGGGCCAUCAUGCCUGGAGACCUGGUUCUGGUUCCAACUCUGCCACUUCUUAGCUGUGUGACACUAGGCAUGGCUCAUGCCUGCUUCAGGGCUCAGUUUCCUUAGCAGUCUGUAAAACAAGUGGGUUGGAUGAGAUGAUCUGUGGGGACCAGUUCAGUAUUAGUGUUUUAAGCAGCGAAUUCAUGGGCUUAGCAAAUAUUCAGAAAUAUUAGGAAGUAACAUGUGAAGUUUGGAUGUUGCACAGAGAAUGAGAUCUAUAAUGUCAGAGAUCAUAAUGGGUGAGGAGAGAGGGUUGGCAGCUCUUCCCUUUACAUCUGAUUUCAGAAGCCAGUUUAGGAUGCUGACUAGUGGGCCACUGUGGCAGUGAAGCUCCAUAUGUGCAAAAAGGCCAAAGGUCAGCUUUCAUUUACUAAGUCCCUAUUUUGCUAAGCUGGUUCUAAGUACUUUAAAAUCAUCUCAUUAAAUUCCCACAACAACUUAUAAGAAGGUUCUGUAAUUGUCUCUAUUUUACAAGUGGAGAAACUAAGGAAAAAAUUAGGUAAUUUCCAACGUCAGAUAAGACAGAUUGCAUUAAAGUCAGACUCGGAGCUCAGAUGCUCUUAAUCACCACCAUUUAGUCUUCUAGGUCGUGACUGAGUUUAGACUCAUGCGUAAACAUCUGUCUUCUGGUCAAUGUCACUGCACUUCUGUGUCAGACCAUCACCAGCAGGUGCAUUUCCAUGCCAUCUAGCUACCCUGGGCCAGGCAUAUGAGACAACCAGGCAGCUGCAGGGAACCUAAACACAUGUUG